Messenger RNA from Equus quagga, 2428 nucleotides. It is a transcript of the gene CFAP300, whose product is annotated as cilia and flagella associated protein 300. The transcript has 7 exons. The record is from RefSeq and is a predicted model, not a curated record. Lineage: Eukaryota; Metazoa; Chordata; Mammalia; Perissodactyla; Equidae. The coding region runs from base 5 to 808 and encodes 267 amino acids.
CACGAUGGCGGCCGGGGAGCCAGGGGCUUUGGGCGGCUACUACUUCAGGUUUCUGCCUCAGAGACCCUUCCAGUCUCUGAGCAGCCAGGAGAGCACCAGCCGGCUCCGCCAGUGGUCCAUGCUGGGCAGAAUCAAGGCGCAGGCGUUCGGGUUUGACCAGACGUUUCAGGCCUAUCGGAAGGAUGACUUCGUUAUGGCUUUUUUCAAAGACCCAAAUGUCAUUCCCAAUUUGAAGUUACUUUCAGAUUCUUCUGGACAGUGGAUUACAUUAGGAACUGAAGUGAAAAAAAUUGAAGCUAUAAAUGUACCUUGUACACUGCUUUCAAUGUCAUUUUUUAAUCGGUUAUACGAUGAAGAUAUUGUACGAGACAAUGGACAUAUUGUUAAAUGUCUAGAUUCUUUUUGUGAUCCCUUUCUUAUUUCUGAUGAGUUACGAAAAGUUUUGCUAGUGGAAGACUCAGAAAAAUAUGAAGUAUUCAGCCAAUCUGAUAGAGAUGAGUUCCUGUUUUGUCUUUUCAAACAUCUUUGUCUUGGUGGAGCCCUUUGUCAAUAUGAAGAUGUGCUUAGUCCGUACCUGGAAACAACAAAGCUUAUCUAUAAGGAUCUAGUGAGUGUUCGAAAGCAUCCUCAAACCAAGAAAAUACAAAUUACCUCUUCUGUCUUUAAAGUUACAGCAUAUGAUUCUGUUGGUAUGUGCUACCCUUCAAGAAAGAGUCAUGAGCAGACGUUUUCUUACUUUAUUGUGGAUCCUAUCAAGCGUCACGUUCAUGUUUUAUACCACUGUUAUGGUGUGGGGGAAAUGUCUUAAUAAUGUUCUUUCAGAUUGUCUAUAUUUAUUAUUUCCUUAUUUACCAAUUUUUAAUUUUAAUACUGAUUUAUAGGUUAACAUUUACUUUGUAAGUUAAUUCACAUAAAAUGCAAAGAACAAGCUUAGAGCAGAAGAAAACAAAUACUAAGAUGCUUUUCAUUAAAUUUGUCUGGAAUAGUAGCUGAGGAAGCAGAUUCCAUCCCUAACAUAAUCUAUACCAAUACAGGUGUAAAAUUUUUACAGAAGGUUGCAAAGAACUAAAAAUAUAGUUUAUAUUUGUUGCACUAAGAUUCAGGUGAGUCCUCAAUUUCCCAGGUGUGUGAUUUUAGAAGCUAAUUAAUUCUGGAUUAACAUUGUGGCAGAAAAUUAAACAUCUGAUCAUUAAUUAAACUGAUUAAUUAAACAUGAUCAUUAAUAUGAACUGUUAGCUUUUAAAGUUUGAGUUUCAUUUAACUACGUUUCUUCAUUGCAUAAAGAUUUACAUCUCUGGGGCUAUAAAAAGCAUAACAGUUCGUUUGCUUCCUUUGUCCCACUAAAAUCCUCAGUAAAAACAUAAUCUUCUGAAAAUAACUGUAAACUCUUUUAUCACAUAAUAAAUGAAAACUGCAGCUGCCCCUUAGCUAAUACCAGCACUAUAUGUAAACAGAGGAAGUUGCCCUGAUGGUAUUAUUAGGUUGGCAAAAGGGUACAGAGCAGGGUCUCUUAGUACUGUCCCCUUAUUACAUUCACAGAAUGAAUAUAUAACUUAGACUUUUUUAAUGGAAAAAGUGAUUGACAUGUACCCCAAAGGUGAUGGAGAGCCUGCACAAGGUGUUGAGACUGAGGCCGGGCGAGUUUGGAAUAUAUAUUUCUGUGUUGUAGGGAUAAGGUUGCUAAUCUUGGAUUUGAACCUAUGGUUAUAUCUGGAGGGCAGCUGGCAAUUUGGGUAUAGAGCUCAGGGGAGAGUUUGUUUUACUUCUAAUACCUAGCACAAUGCCUUUGCAUGUUAAAUGUUUAUUGAAUGAAUAUUUUCUAGAUAUGUUCAUAGUAUCUAUAGAUUUUUUUUAAUCCUAUUAAAAAAAACAUAAAAUCAAGAACAAAAAUGUCCAGUCUUGCUACCAGUCUUGGUGGCUACACACAGACCCCUGCAACUUGAGGACCCUCUUUUAAUCAAUCAGUUGGUCAAUCGACAGUUCUUUUUGAGUAACAAUUCUGUGCAAGGCACCGUGCUGUUUACUUUAGGGAAACAUACACUCCCUAUAAACCUAGUAGAGAAGGUAAUCUGUAAGAAUGUGUCAAUAGACAGUGAUUGUUACAUGAAUUCAGAGAAGAGAUUGUUAUGAACUAGGCCUAGGAAGGGCUUGGUCUGGCUUCUAUAGAAGAACUGGUAGGAUUUCAACAACUGAAAGGAGAGCGGUCCAACGGAGUGAAGAAGCAUGAUGUGGCCGGGUGCUCUAAGCCUGACCCUGGGAUGAAAGUUCAGAGGCAAAAUAUACGGAACUGAUACUGAGGAGUUGCCAGUGUUUUUUCUCUGCUUUAAAGGUGGAGGUAGAAUACACCUUUGAGGAAAGAUUGCACCAUUGUUUUGGGAAAAUCAUUUUAGUGACCCGUCUGUGAUUAUGCAAAUUCUCUGAAUUGAGA